This is a messenger RNA of Lottia gigantea (owl limpet), 474 nucleotides long. RefSeq lists its product as hypothetical. The record is from RefSeq and is a predicted model, not a curated record. Lineage: Eukaryota; Metazoa; Mollusca; Gastropoda; Lottiidae. The transcript has a single exon. The annotation marks the transcript as partial.
GAUAUAAGUGAAAUCCAGCUAGAUAUAAGUGAAAUCCAGCUAGAUAUAAGUGAAAUCCAGCUAGAUAUUGGUGAAAUCCAGCUAGAUAUUGGUGAAAUCCAGCUAGAUAUAGUUGAAAUCCAGCUAGAUAUAGGUGAAAUCCAGCUAGAUAUUGGUGAAAUCCAGCUAGAUAUUGGUGAAAUCCAGCUAGAUAUUGGUGAAAUCCAGCUAGAUAUUGGUGAAAUCCAGCUAGAUAUUGGUGAAAUCCAGCUAGAUAUAGGUGAAAUCCAGCUAGAUAUAGGUGAAAUCCAGCUAGAUAUUGGUGAAAUCCAGCUAGAUAUAGGUGAAAUCCAGCUAGAUAUUGGUGAAAUCCAGCUAGAUAUUGGUGAAAUCCAGCUAGAUAUAGGUGAAAUCCAGCUAGAUAUAGGUGAAAUCCAGCUAGAUAUUGGUGAAAUCCAGCUAGAUAUAGGUGAAAUCCAGCUAGAUAGUUGUUGA